Messenger RNA from Syngnathus acus (greater pipefish), 4372 nucleotides. RefSeq names its product T-box transcription factor 3a (gene tbx3a). Gene Ontology annotation, cellular component: nucleus. The record is from RefSeq and is a predicted model, not a curated record. The transcript is spliced from 7 exons. The coding region runs from base 734 to 2932 and encodes 732 amino acids. Gene Ontology annotation, molecular function: DNA-binding transcription factor activity, RNA polymerase II-specific; RNA polymerase II cis-regulatory region sequence-specific DNA binding. NCBI's taxonomy places the organism in Eukaryota, Metazoa, Chordata, Actinopteri, Syngnathiformes, Syngnathidae. Gene Ontology annotation, biological process: cardiac chamber development; central nervous system development; positive regulation of cell population proliferation.
UCGCUGCAACACAUCCAUCCUGCGUGGAGCCCCGUGGGCCACAGAAGGCGCUAGGAAAAUCACGGAGCUGGGACCUUACCACACUCUCUUUCUCUCUCUCUCCCUCCACUCUCCUCCUCUUCUUCUUCUUCUUCCUCUCUCUCUUCUGUCGAGCUCGGUGGACGACUUGUUUCUCCGCACACGUCCUUCCCAGAAAUGCGCGUGAAGGCGAGGGGACGCCCGGCGUGUGUGUGCGUGCGUGCGUAAAGAGACGCGAGGGAGAGCGGAGCCAGUCGAGGCAGGACUCGGGAAGCUGCGAGGAGGGGACAAUUCCAAAAAAAAAAAAAAAAAGAAAGAAAGAAAAGAAAAACACAGCAACGCCGACAAAGCCAGCCAGGGGGAACGCGCUUUUUGUUUCUCCUCUUCUGUUUUUUUUUUUCGUGUAUCUCCUUGAAACCGGGAAUGGCAACGCAGUGAAGAGGAAGAAUGCCCCGCCGUAAACUCGAGUGACGCACCCGAGUCGGUUCGUGCGUGUCUUUUCUUCAUGGGGAACAUCUUCGCCUUUUGAUUUUUGAAUCCCCCAACUCCCUCCCCCGAAAAAAAGAACAGUGGACGCUCGGCGGAUGCUUCAAGUUUGAAGGAGGACUUCUUCUUCUUGAACAUUUCCCACCCCUCCUUCUCCUCUCUCGUUUUGAUUUCGCAUCGCGUCCAAAACACUCCAAGCCCACGUCCGCACUGCUUGCAAAGCACUUGGAUGAACUUCCUGAUGAGAGAUCCAGUCGUCCAGGGCUCGAGUAUGGCAUAUCAUCCGUUUAUACCUCACCGGGGUCCGGAAUUUGCCAUGAGCGCCAUGCUGGGCCACCAGCCGCCCUUCUUUCCGGCUCUGGCGCUGCCCCCCAGCGGCUCGCUGUCGCUGCCGGGCGCCCUGGGCAAGCCGAUCAUGGAUCAGCUGAUGGGGGGAGCGGCCGACUCCGGGCUACACUUCUCCUCGCUGGGCCACCAGGCCGCCGCGGCAGCCGCCGCCGCCGCCGCGCACCUCCGGCCGCUCAAGAGCCUGGAGCCCGAGGAGGAGGUGGACGACGACCCCAAGGUGCACCUGGAAGCCAAGGAGCUUUGGGAGCUCUUCCACAAGAGGGGCACCGAGAUGGUGAUCACCAAAUCCGGAAGGCGGAUGUUCCCCCCCUUCAAAGUGAGGUGCACGGGCCUGGACAAGAAGGCCAAGUACAUUCUCCUGAUGGAUAUCGUGGCAGCCGACGACUGCAGGUACAAGUUCCACAACUCGCGCUGGAUGGUGGCUGGCAAGGCCGACCCCGAGAUGCCGAAGAGGAUGUACAUCCACCCGGACAGCCCCGCCACCGGGGAGCAAUGGAUGUCCAAGGUGGUCAACUUCCACAAGCUCAAGCUCACCAACAACAUCUCUGACAAGCAUGGAUUUGUAAGUUCCACUAAUACCAUUCUGAACUCCAUGCAUAAAUAUCAGCCUCGCUUUCACAUCGUGAGGGCCAACGACAUCCUCAAGCUGCCCUACAGCACCUUUAGGACGUACGUGUUCCCCGAGACCGACUUCAUCGCGGUGACUGCUUAUCAGAACGACAAGAUAACUCAGCUUAAAAUCGAUCACAACCCUUUCGCCAAAGGCUUCCGUGACACUGGCAACGGCCGACGGGAAAAGAGAAAACAAUUGGCCCUGCAGUCUAUCCGCUCGUACGAGGAGCAGCAAAAGAAAGAGAACGGAGCUUCGGACGACUCCUCCGGGGAGCAAGCGCCCUUCAAGUGUUUCGGUCAGGCCUCCUCACCUGCCGUGUCCACCGUGGGACCCCCACACCUGAAAGACUUUUGUGACAGCGACGAGGACAGCGACGACGAGAGCAAAGACGGCCACGUCAAAGACGGUCCAGACUCUAACAAGAUUUCCACUACGACGGAGGACGCCAAAGAGCACGACACUAGCCCGACUAAGGGCCACCUGUUCGGGGGAGGCGGCGUCCUCGGCGGCGACCCCCCCGGCCGAACCCGCGACGUCGGCAGCCCGAGGACCGAUCGAGGCCGGGCGGACUCUCGACAGAGCCCCAUCACCGUCAUCUCCAGCACCACUCGCUCCGGGGAGGAGGUGAAGAGCCCGAGCCUGGACCCGGCCAAGGAGGACGAUUGCCGGCCGCCGGGCAAGGACGCCUUUGCGCCGUUGAAUGUGCAGACGGAGGGCCCGCACAUGGGCCCUCACAGCCACAUGCCCAACUUCGGAUUUGCCGGCGGCCUGACGGGACAGCAGUUUUUCAACCACUUGGGGAGCGCGCACCCCUUCCUCCUGCACCCGAGUCAGUUCAACAUGGGCGGCGCCUUCUCAAACAUGGCCGCGGGGAUGGGCCCCUUACUGGCCGCCGUGUCCACGGGAGGCGUGAGCACCAUGGACACCAGCAGCAUGGCCUCCUCCCCUCAGAGCCUGGCGGGGGCUUCGGGCCUGCCCUUCCAUCUGCAGCAACACGUCCUGGCCUCGCAGGGUCUGGCCAUGUCCCCCUUCGGAAGUCUGUUCCCCUACCCAUACACGUACAUGGCGGCGGCCGCGGCCGCCUCCUCCGCAGCCGCCGCCUCGGCCUCGUCGUCCCCGUCGGUUCACCGGCACGCCUUCCUGAACGCGGUGCGCCCCCGACUCAGGUACAACCCCUACUCGCUCCCCAUGACGGUACCGGACAGCACGCUGCUCAGCACGGCCGCGGCUGCCGCCGCCUCUGCCUCAGCUCUGGCGCCGCUGGGGGCCGAGCUGAAGGGGGACGUGCUGGUCCCGGCCAGCCCGGCCUCGGCCCAGCUCGACUCGUCCACGUCGGAGGUGACAAGUCGCUCGGUGUCGCCCAAAAUAGGUGCCGACAAAGAAGGCGCCAACGAGCUGCAGAGCAUCCAGCGCCUCGUCAGCGGGCUGGACUCGAACCAGGACAGGUCGAGAAGCGGGUCGCCCUGAGGGGAGGGGAGCGGGCCCCCCCCCGCCCCCUCUCUAACCCCCCCGCCCCCCGCUUUUCACCCACACACUUGUUAUUUCUUGUCAUUUUUCAAGGCGUCCCAAAUACCUUGAAAGACAACAACAGGAGGACUUUGUUCAUAGCAGGGUUUUUUUUUUUUUUCAAGAGAGACAUAUUUUAGUUUCUGAAAUGCACUUUGGUUUAAUACACAUCUGAUAUGUAUUGUUUUUUCCUUUUAAAUUAAAAAAGCAACACUUAACCUGUCUUUUUUUUUUUUUAAUACCGUACAAGUAUUGAAACUGAAAAGUGGUCAGAUGAGAGACUUAACGAAUUGAAGUUGCUGCUGUCUCCGAACUGCAUCAUACACGACGAAAUGUUAUGUUUUUAUGAUUAUUAUUAUUAUUAUUAUUUCUUUUACUAUUACUUCUUCCCAAUAUGCACUCUGAAUUUACACAUUUGAUUUCCACUACCGUCGAACAUGACCUACCUUUAAGAGACUGCUGUAUUUUCUUGUACUAUUUCAAUUUUAAUGACCCCACCCCCCUCAGAAAAUGCAUGCACCCACCCUCCCCCUCCGUCUAUCGUGAAUGUUCUUUAAAAUAGUGGGGGACACAUUUGUUUUAAAAAUAUAUAUCUCUUUAAUUGGAUUACUGUUCUUUUUAAUUUGUUGUUUUUAAAUCCAAAAACUGCUUUGGGUAGCAAAGAGGUCCAAGCGUUAAUGUUCAAUGGGCAAAAGGAAGCAGACAAUUCAAAGUAAAUAUAAAACAACAACAACAUGAAAGGUAGUAUUGAGUCUACAUGUACAUAUGAGUAUAUAAAAUAUUUAUGUAUAAUUAUUUCAUAUUGUUGCGUGUAAAUAAAAAGUAGUUUGUCCUAGGGAUCUGUUGUUAAUUUAUUGUGGAUAUAUCUAUGUAAUGAUAGUUUUGUGGCUAUUAUCUUUUUGUUUCCAUCUCCAUUUAUUAUCCCUCCUUCUUGUCCAAAUCUUCAAAUAUGGAUUUUAUUCCUCCCUUAAUAUCCACUCAGCUAGUUACUCACACUCAUGUGCCAUUGUAUUUUUCACUUGAUGUCCGCGCGUGUGCGUGUGUGUGCGUAUGUGUGCGUGCUAUUCAACGAAUGAAAAAGGCGACAACCAACGCACCGCACUAAUGGCUUGAAACACCUCCUUUUUUUAAAUGUUUAAAAAAAAAAAAAAAAAAAUUUUUUUAGGAACGCAAAACAAGUGUUAAAGUUUGACAAAAGUGGAUUUAUUCUGUUAUGGAAAUUUGUAAACCUGGUCGUUAAAAGUGCCGUAUAAUCUUAAAGAAAAUGAAGGUUUUGUUCUCUUUUUUUUUUUUUUGUGUUUCUUAUACGUUGGGUUAUGUUGUAGCCUCUCGGAUUUUUUGUCUAGUUUACAACAUCGACAUCGUGUUCUUGAAAGUUUCAAUAAAACAUUGAAAUGUUGA